AUGCUCACCCGGCCGCCAAUUCUGUGUCCUAUGCCAGGAAGCUCGAGUCUUACCCCUGUCUAUCGCCGGUUCGAGGCUCUCAACCACCGACUCCUUCUCCAAGUCCAAGACGAGAUCGUGCAACUUGAACAAGAGCUCGAGAGUCUCGAUGCAGAGGACACCAUGUCACGAUACGGACCCAUGGGCUGUGCGCCUGCGUCGCGACGCGCCGAAAGCAUGGCGCAGGGUGAAUUGGGCUGGCGAAAGCAUGCGCUCUACAUGGACAUAGGUCUCAAGCUAGCGCAGUAUAGCAAACUAAUUGAAUCCUUCCGAACCAUGCAGUCUCUGCCACCCCCUUCCGUCCACGAGGUUGGGGAAUACAAGGCUUUCCUAGCCCGAACCAUGGCCAUCUGUGAGCCGGAAACAAGGUUCUUGCAGGUAGAGAAUGAUCUCAUGUCGAUGCCACGACAAGAAUGGGACGAGACUGGACCACCCGAGUUUCCCGGUGAUUUUGAACGGGGGGGUCCGCCUUUUGAGCAGUUGAUGCCACCCAUGCCUGCGCCUCCGCUGCAGCUCUCCCCAAAGCUUGAUACUGCGCUUGCUGGUGAUGCAAAGGUCUCUGCAACACAGGCACAUGAGCUGAGGAACAAGUCACCGUUGCAUUUGGUAUAUGCGGCUUUUCUUGCUGUGGCUAUCCCCGUUGCCACUUUUACCGUGGUGCAUGGCUUGGGAGAACGCAUGGUGAUUGUGCUGCUGGUAUUUUCGGGCGUCGCAACUGCAGUGUACCAGUCUGGUCUCGUAGCAGAGCAAGGUGUUGUCGAAUGUGUGGGCUGCGCAGGAUUGUACGGGAUGCUGAUGGCAGGCCUCGCGCAUGUGUUUGUCUACUAG
Molecule: messenger RNA, 867 nt
Organism: Emericellopsis cladophorae
Lineage: Eukaryota; Fungi; Ascomycota; Sordariomycetes; Hypocreales; Bionectriaceae
Exons: 3
Coding region: 1-867 (288 amino acids)
Source: RefSeq, a predicted model, not a curated record